Messenger RNA from Linum tenue, 2158 nucleotides. Lineage: Eukaryota; Viridiplantae; Streptophyta; Magnoliopsida; Malpighiales; Linaceae. The record is from the annotation of a GenBank genome assembly.
ACCUUCUCAGCCUGCACGCGAAGUAGUCACAGACAGAAUCCACAGCACCGCCCCCCCUCCUCCCUCUAUUUUCUCUGCUCGGCUUCUCCAGUUCGCUCUCUCCCUCCAAAAACCCUAGUAUCUCCGCGCAAUGGAUAUUGAAGAAGAUAUCCGUGCAUUGCAGCUUGAUUCUGCAGAAGAGAAUAACGGGGCCAUAAAUCCAGAAGAUGCACAGCUUGAACAGGUUGAAGAGGUGGAUAAAAUGGAUGAAGAUUCAAAACCCAACACUACUGUGAGCAGUGAGGAGGUGCAGCAAGCUGAAGCAGAAGUGUCACACAAGGAAGUACGUGCACCAGAAGUGGAAGAGCCAUCUAAGGAGGAAGUGGGGAAUAAGAAGCGCCAUCUUAAUGUUGUUUUUAUUGGACAUGUUGAUGCUGGCAAGUCCACCACAGGGGGGCAGAUACUGUUCCUCAGCGGUCAGGUUGAUGACCGUACAAUUCAGAAGUAUGAAAAAGAAGCGAAGGAUAAAAGUAGAGAAAGCUGGUAUAUGGCUUAUAUCAUGGAUACCAAUGAAGAAGAGAGACUCAAGGGAAAAACUGUUGAAGUUGGAAGAGCUCAUUUUGAAACAGAGACGUCGAGAUUCACCAUUUUAGACGCGCCGGGCCACAAGAGUUAUGUUCCAAAUAUGAUAAGUGGAGCAUCUCAAGCUGACAUUGGGGUUCUUGUAAUUUCUGCACGGAAAGGUGAAUUUGAAACUGGAUAUGAGAGAGGUGGCCAGACUCGUGAACACGUUCAGCUUGCAAAGACCUUGGGUGUCUCUAAGCUGCUUGUCGUUGUCAACAAAAUGGAUGAUCCCACUGUAAAUUGGUCAAACGAAAGGUAUGCUGAAAUUGAAUCGAAGAUGGUACCAUUCCUCAAAUCUUCUGGUUACAAUGUGAAGAAAGGUAUUAAAUUCUUCUGGUCCACUUGGAUAUUAUUUGAUGUCGUGUUCCUACCGAUAUCUGGUCUGAUAGGCGCAAACAUAAAAACUAGAAUGGAUAAAAGCAUCUGUUCAUGGUGGACCGGCCCAUGUCUCUUUGAAGCUCUUGAUUCCAUUGAAGUUCCUCCUCGAGAUCCUAAUGGUCCUUUUAGGAUGCCCAUCAUUGAUAAAUUUAAAGACAUGGGAACUGUUGUUAUGGGAAAAGUGGAAUCUGGUACUGUGACCGAGGGCGACUCCUUGUUAGUGAUGCCUAAUAAGACUCAUGUGAAAGUUGUUGGAGUAUACAUCGACGACAAUAAGGUCAGACGUGCAGGGCCUGGGGAGAAUCUACGGGUUAGAUUAUCUGGAAUCGAUGAUGAAGAUAUAUUAGCUGGUUUUGUAUUGUCCAGUGUUGCAAAACCUAUUUUUGGAGUUACGGAGUUCGUAGCUCAGUUGCAGAUCCUUGAGCUGCUGGAUAAUGCAAUUUUUACAGCUGGUUACAAAGCUGUUCUGCACAUCCAUUCAGUUGUUGAAGAAUGUGAGAUCACUGAGCUAAUCGAACAAAUAGAUCCGAAGACUAGGAAAGCCAUGAAGAAGAGGCCCCUUUUUGUGAAGAAUGGUGCAGUCGUCAAGUGCCGUAUUCAGGUGAAUAGCUUGAUAUGUGUAGAACUUUUCUCAGAUUUUCCUCAACUGGGCAGAUUCACUCUUCGAACUGAGGGGAAGACGAUUGCGGUUGGCAAAGUUAUGAAACUUCCUGCAGUUUCAGCUUAAAACAAUUUUGUCGUCUUACAAGGUGAUACCCUGGCUGGUGCAAGAAGGUUGAACAUACACAUAUGAUGCGGGCUCCUUCGUUUUCUUUAUUUGGUGAACAUCGGCUGAUGGAUAUAGUGAGUUCGAUCUCUGUGGCGCAUUCUCCAUGCAUUAGAUAUAUUUCAGAGUGGUAGUGUUUGUUACUUACCGGGGGCUUGAUGAUUCUGUUAUAGCCAGUACGUUUGUUUCCCUUAAUACGGUUUGUAGUUGUGAUAACACUCCAGAGGAGAGGGGUUUUACCACCCCCUGUGAGAUAUGAUGAUUUUGUGGCAUUGUCAAUACCUUAAUAUCCGUUACGUUACUCUUAAUAUGGGAUCAUAUUAAUUGCUUUUAAUUGUUAGUAAGUAUUAUGGGUCAGACGGAAAGUUGAAUUUUCAUGUGGCUUGUUUAAAUCGAUGUUCGGUUUGAGUU